AUGGGAUCUAAGGAGCACUCUCCGAAAGAUGAACGUCCAACAGGCAACCAAGGAGCGGACGACGAUAGUAGCACGGUAGUUAUGCCCUCAAGGGUCUCGUAUUCAAGAUCACAGGGAUCGUUUAUUGAGGAUGAUGACUACGAGAAUGCUAUUCAUGAUGACUCUUCCACAUUGUUUUCUGGUAGAAAUGAUAAUGGUGCAGGCUCUGGAAGUAAACAUAGGAAAGUUGUUGCGCACCAACGGUCACUGUCUAAUGAGAGAUUACUGUCCGCGCAGCUCAGCCAGAUGACGUAUAAUAACAAUCGUAUUGGAUUGGGACGUGCAAUCUUGCAAGUGCAGGAUCUACUGCAACAAUUAGAUGAAGAAAAUGAGGUUAGACCUAUUCAUAUAUCAGGUGGGAAUGAAAAGAACUUGCGUGUUUUGAAUGUGCAGUUAAAAAUUGAUGGGCAUUAUUCUGAUAAAAAUCAGUUUCGACUGGAUAAGGAGGCUAGUGCAAAAGUCUUCAAAUCACAGAUUAUUUCUGCUCUUAACCAUCUUAUAUCUUUGCAAAGAAGAGUGGAUGAUAUAUCAUCCAAAGUUUUCAUUACUGGUGACGUAAAUACUGGUAAGUCAAGCUUUUGUAAUUCUUUACUGAGGCGUAAGCUUUUACCAGAAGACCAAUUACCGUGUACUAACGUCUUUUGUGAGGUUCUAGAGGCUAGAGAAAAUAGCAAUAUAGAAGAAGUUCAUGCGAUCACAACCAAAACAGCAGGCAAUGUCAGGGACGCGAAUAGCAUUUACAACAGCAGGGAUAAAUCUACUUACGAAACUUUUAAAUUAAGUGAUUUGCAAAACCUUGUGGAGAAGAGUGAUGAGUACAUUCUACUGAAGAUAUAUAUCAAAGACGAUAAAUGCCCAGCAGAGACAAGCCUCUUGAGAAAUGGAACAGUGGACAUUUCUUUAAUUGAUUCUCCGGGCCUCAACAAAGAUUCAGUAAAGACCGCCGAAGUCAUGGCACGCCAGGAAGAGAUUGAUUUGGUAAUAUUUGUGGUGAAUGCGGAAAAUCAACUGACUUUAUCGGCUAACGAGUUUAUCAAUUUAGCAUCAAGAGAAAAAAAAUUCAUGUUUUUUGUGGUAAAGAAGUUUGACAGAAUUAGGGAUAAGCAAAGAUGUAAGGAUCUCAUAUUGAAGCAAAUAAAAGAUCUUUCACCGGAGUCGUAUAAGAGCUCAUCACAAUUUGUUCAUUUUCUAUCAGACAGCGGAGAUGACGGACCCGAUGGGGAUCCACACGAUGAUCCGAAUGAUGAUGAAGACAACAACAGAGAACCGUCUCCUGAUUUUGAACAUCUUGAGAACUCAUUAAGAAAUUUCGUUUUAAAAAAGCGCUCUUUAUCCAAACUGUUGCCAGCUAAAACGUAUUUGUGUAAACUUUUGAGUGACAUUCAAGAGAUAUCUGAAAAUAACAUGAUAAUUUAUAAGCAGGAGGAUGAUCUAUUGAACAAUGACUUAGAGACAUUGAGACCAGAGUAUACAAAAGCGAAGCAACAUUGUGAAGGGUUAACAGACACUGUCGAAAAAUUAGCCGAAGAAAGCGUCACCGCAACAUUUGAACGUACAAGACAGUGUGUACUAAAUUGUUUAGAUAUCUCGGAAAAUGCAUUACCCAAAUACCAAGGUAUAUCCCAAAUUCAUGAUUUCGUUUUUCAAACAGAGCAAUUCAUUAGAAAUCAAAUUAAAGAUGCCAUUACAUCAAGUGAAUCUUUCGCAAGGUCGGAAACCGAAAAAUGCGUCAAGAAAAUUAAUUGCAUGGGGAGAGAAAAGUUAGGCAAUGACUUCAUGUCCAAUCGCUUUUUCAAUAGUGAAUUGAUGUUCACGAAAAGACGUCAUUAUUCAGUAAAGAAAUUAUCUGUUCCACUGACCAUGAAUGAUUUUUUUGCUCCAUCAUGGGAAGGUUUGCUGUCCUACUUAAGUUGGGGCGUUGUUGUGCCCGUGAUACCUGAAUCGAAGGAGAUUGCUGGCAAAGACAAUGGGGACACAAAAUCACUGACAGGUGCACUUGGGUUGGCUAAUUACUCUUUUAAUCAAUACUGGACCAAACCUUCUUUACUAUUCACCUCAAAGAUACCCACUCUCGCCGUUUACUCUGUCGGUGGUGCAAACGUUAUGAAAAAUAUGGUUGUGCAUGGAUUCCAAUUUUUUUCUUGGCAAACUAUCAAGCGGAUCUCUGGUUCAUUACUAUUAAUAGGGGGACUCCUUGGCGUGGCAUAUCUCGUUCAUGAUCUUCCCAGGGCCCUGCCACAAAAUCUGUCCAUCAAAUAUAAGAUAAAACUACAGCAAAACGACUAUGGUCAUUCCAAUGCAGAAAGGAUCUCCAAAGAGGUGCGUGAAGUUUUGAGGGUUCCAACUCGUGAAAUCGUCAAAUCUUGCGAACUCGUAAUGGACAAAAAACUCACUGCGAAGAGAGAUCUCGAAGGAAAAUUGGAGAAUAAUGCUUUAUCUAUCAAAUUUUUCCGUCAACUACUCGAGCGAGCUACAACUGAAAGAACUAUCGUAGAACGCAUAAAUCUUGACGUCGAUUAA
Messenger RNA from Zygotorulaspora mrakii, 2559 nucleotides. RefSeq names its product mitofusin (gene FZO1). Gene Ontology annotation, molecular function: GTPase activity; GTP binding. The record is from RefSeq and is a predicted model, not a curated record. Gene Ontology annotation, biological process: mitochondrial fusion. Bases 1 to 2559 code for a protein of 852 amino acids. The transcript has a single exon. NCBI's taxonomy places the organism in Eukaryota, Fungi, Ascomycota, Saccharomycetes, Saccharomycetales, Saccharomycetaceae. Gene Ontology annotation, cellular component: mitochondrial outer membrane.